AGGCGCUUACUCCAAUACGCACUGAUGUUUUCCCCGUACAAAUAGUUGAUUCCGGGCUUUACUAGACCCGGAAUAUCUCCAUGAAAAGUACUGACAACAUAUGAUUUGAUCCAUUACCUUCUAUAGGGGAAAACGUAUUGCUGCAUAAUAUUCCAUAAGCGUGCAAUUGCUUAGAGAGGGGAAAAUGAUUGAUUUACCAUAUGCACUGUAACACGUGAGCGUAGAGGGAAACAUCAAUCUGCUGGGGUCUAUGGGAAUGCUCGGACGUCUUUUGACCGCUGCUGAUAGAAUGAUACCUCCUGUAAAAUGAUCAUUGUAUAGGGGACAUGGAUUUGUCACACAAUAAAAUGGACUACCUGGAAGCUUGGAUGGCCAACAUGGAUGGCACGGUCCCAUGUGAUGACGAGACCGCACAGGUGCCACCAGCACAUACCAGCAGAAUGGCCAACAUUCGGAACCCCUCUUCUCAGCCUCUGAUCGAUAUAUCGGAGCAUGAUCGCCCGGUAUCUUACUCAUCAGACGAGGAGUCGUCAAGUAAUCAGAACUCACCUUACCGCCGAGCUCCCGAGCCUACCCGCACUCCUCCCGCCUUACAUCGAUCUAAGGGAGGCAGUGAAGCAACGAGUAGCGUCACAGAAAGCGAGGCUAGCACCUUACAACAGGUACAUCUCUCUCCAAAGAUAACCCGGUCGGACUCUGUAAAGUUUUCUAAGUCAGCCAAUGGAAAUGCCGGACGCAAGAGCUCACAUCCAAUCGGCAGUUCCCAAACACCUCCAAAGCCGUCCAGACGAGUGCCAAGUUUGAAGCUCAAACGUAUGAACCUCGGUGUGAACUCAGAUAAGGCUGACGGAACUAUGCCGUGUCUCCCUAAGUGUACGAAUCGUCCUACUAAUCCUUCCAUCACUAUAACUAUAGAGUCAGACGAGGAAUCUAUAUACAGUGACUAUCUCAGUCCAGACAUGAACUACAAUAAUGAUAUUAAAGUUCACUUUGUAGGGGACGAAACGUCCCUGUAUGGUACACCAAAGGAAGAGUUAUUACCUGGGUCUGGGGAAACCUCCUCCACAGACCAAAAGACUAGUCCUACAAGCUACCUGAAAGAACAGUUCAUUUCUUUUUUCCAACCCUCGGAUAAUAAGUUAGCCAUGAAAUUGUUUGGAAAUAGGAAUUCCUUAAUGAGGGAGAAGAUGCGACACAAAAGAGUAGGGAACUGGGUUAUACAUCCAUGCAGCAAUUUUAGGUUUUAUUGGGAUCUGUUCAUGCUAGUUCUUCUUAUCGCCAAUCUCAUCAUACUUCCUGUUGCCAUAUCGUUUUUCAACGACGACUUGAGUACACACUGGAUUGUUUUCAACUGUAUAUCUGACACAGUCUUCUUUCUAGAUAUCGUUAUCAAUUUCAGAACGGGUGUGAUACUAAAUGACUUCGCUGAUGAAAUCAUAUUAGAUCCAAAACUAAUCGCCAGACAUUAUGUCAAAUCCUGGUUUUUCUUGGAUUUGAUAAGUUCCAUUCCCAUGGACUAUAUUUUUCUUAUGUGGGAUGCAGAAGCAGAUUUCAACCAGCUUUUCCACGCAGGUACGACUGCUUCAAUGGGCCCAUCUCCAUACUGGCAAGGGAGAGCACUCCGAAUGCUGCGUCUGGCAAAGCUGCUUAGCCUCCUCAGACUCCUCAGGCUUUCCCGCCUUGUGCGCUAUGUUCAGCAAUGGGAGGAGUUUUUAGCAUUCGCAGGGAAGUUCAUGAGGAUUUUCAACCUACUAUGUCUAAUGUUCCUUUUGGGACAUUGGAAUGGAUGUCUCCAAUUUCUUAUACCAAUGCUUCAAGAUUAUCCCGACGAUUGUUGGGUGUCUAUAGAAGGGCUGAAGAAAGCUCAUUGGGCAGAGCAAUAUACAUGGGCUUUGUUUAAAGCUCUUUCCCAUAUGCUAUGCAUUGGGUAUGGCCGGUUUCCACCCCAGAAUAUGACGGACACUUGGUUGACAAUACUGAGUAUGCUCAGUGGGGCAACAUGCUAUGCACUAUUCCUUGGUCACACCACCACCAUUAUUCAGUCCUUUGAUACAUCGAGACGACUCUACAAUGAAAAGUUCAAACAAGUGGAGGAGUAUAUGAUAUACCGGAAGUUACCCCGGCGCCUGCGUCAGAAAAUAUCAGAGUACUAUGAACACCGAUACCAAGGAAAGAUGUUUGAUGAGGAGAAUAUACUCUGUGAACUGAACGAAUGUCUUAGACAGGAUAUCAUCAACCACAACUGCAGGGCACUUGUCAAGUCUGUUCCAUUCUUUGCGAAUGCCGAUCCCCAGUUUGUGUCGGAAGUGAUUAGUAAAUUGAUAUUUGAAGUUUAUCAGCCUGGUGAUUAUAUCAUUCGCGAAGGUACAAUGGGAACUAAAAUGUACUUCAUAUCCGAAGGGAUCGUGGACAUUAUCACCAUUGACAAUGAGGUUGCAACGUCUCUCUCUGACGGUUCAUACUUCGGAGAAAUCUGUCUACUGACCAAUGCCAAACGUGUUGCCAGUGUAAGAGCCGAGACGUAUGUCAGUGUUUACUCAUUAUGUGUGACUCACUUCAAUAUUGUGCUUGAACGUUACCCAGUCAUGCGUAGAACAAUGGAGAGUGUUGCCGCAGAACGCUUGACAAAGAUUGGUAAAAAUCCCAGUUUAGUAAGCAGUAGAGCCGAUCUCGAGGAAGACCAGAAACUAGUAAACGAAAUCGUGAUGGAAUCUACUCCUGUAGUGACUAGUGCUAGUGAAGACGAGGAUAAGGACUCGGAUGACAGUUCAGAGAGCUCGAAAAGUUCUCGAAAGAAGCGGAAAUUUAAGUUUGACUUCACGGGAAAACUACACCGUAUCACGGAAGAAAGGAAAUCAAAAUCGAAAGAAAGCUUGAGAGACUUAGAUAUACCUAAUGGGAAAGUGGGCAGAAUGAAGAAGGCGCCAUCCGGACCUAAUUUGUUUGGACUAAAAGUUCCUCAUUUUCCCGAAAGGCGGCGCUCAGGCAGUGUUGGUGCUGAUUUAAAUCGAAUGCAACAGUCUUCUUGUUCAGAUGAAUCGCGCAGAGAUUCUGAUCCGGAGGACCUCAAAGACGGCAGUAGAAGGUCCAGCUUCCUGGGCACGAAACUGUUUAAGCCAUCAGAACAAAAACAUAAGGUUAAAAAAUCAAGAGACAAACGAAAGUCAACAGAUGAUUCUCCGCCAUCAGAAGGCAAAAGUGCGAUGAAGUUCUUAAAAAUUCCCGAUCCGAAGGAAACAAAGGAACAAAAACAAAAAACUAAAGAAGAUAUUGCGAUUCAUCGAAGAAGUAUGGGCGAUGGAGAGGAAUCGACAGAUAAACUACCAAAAGCAUCAUCCUGUUUGGCGCAACCAAAGGAGCCAAUAAUUUCUGAAAAAUCUCCAAAUCGUCCAACCGAACUUGAACCAAGUCCGACGAUUAAGGUGAACGAGCCUGCUAAACUAAGCGUUCCUGCUGCCAAGGGAGACAACUCUAAGCCAGAGUCGUCGCGAUUAUAGUAUAUGCACCGACAGCUAGAUAUAAUGUAUUAAUUGUCCCCGUGCACUGUGUGCUGUGUAAUAUAUGCUUCAGUGUCGUUAAAUGACAUAACUGUUUAAACUCGCACAAACAUAAGAGGCAUUUAGUUUAAACAUGUCAUGAAAGGACACGAUAUCUUACAUCACAUAUCAGGGAGUUGAAAACUCGGUGGCUGCUUUUAGAGUGGUACAUAAUUCCCCAUCCUAAGUACCUACACUGAUCUGAUGGGUUUGUGGUAACUAUAGACUCGUAGUAGGGACAUCUGUCCAUGCUGUGAUGUUGGAGACUGCUUGUUGAUGUCUUAUUUUGCCGAGUUCCAUUUAGUUUUGACAUUGCAGUAUACAUUAUGUAAAUACUCAUGUUAAAGAACGUCAUCAAUUAUGUGAUUUUGAGGGUUCAAAACGUCACAAUACAGUGAUUUUGUUUAUAAGGUAAAAACAAUUAGGUAUUUUUUAGUUAUGAGGGAAGCAAAAUAAUGCAAUUCGUAAUAACAUUUUUGUACAGUAAAGAUUAAACUGAUAUCAGGUAAGAUUUUAAAUAUUUCUCUCCUUGGUGACGAAACUUCGUCAUGUUUUUUAAUGUUAUGAUUAACGAUAGGAAUGUGUGAUAUUGACAUUUGUAGACGGCUGUAGUGAACGGUUGUAAGUUUGUUUUAUAUUUGUUUAUCUAUAUAUUAAGUCUAUAUAUUAUGACAAAUCAUGGAUGUUGGUUCACUCUCCAGGUAAAGCAUUCCAAUAAAGUACUCUCUCACUACUACUCGAAACUGACCGUUGAAAGCGUGUGUGAUAGCAAUUGUCCUCUACUUCGAACAAAUCGCGAAAAUAAACAGACUUGUUGUUUUGUAUAAGUAUAUCGAUUAUAUAAAUCAAUUAAUUGGAUUUGUUGAUUUUAUUCAGAUAACUUACUUGGGUUUUAUUUGGUAAUGAUACUUGUUAAAAAAGAAAUGUAAAUAUCUUUUUCUGUUAAUCUGUCAGUUACGUGUUUGUACAUAUCAUUUUCAGUAUGUGCCAAAUUUAGUUUUAGUUAUUGACAACGAAUGUGCAAAAUCGAUGAUGUUUAGUCGUAAUUUACAACAUGAUUUCACAAAAGAAACACGUCUUUACUAAAUUAUAUAUCUGAAAUAGGAGACUUGUUCUUGUAAGAAGUAGACCUUCGUUUUAUUCUACAACAAAAUGAGACACAUACCGAUUCAAUUGAAGAAUGGCUAUAUCAAAAAGGUAUCGAGUGUUUCAUUAACUGAAGACAUGAAAAUUACACUCUUUAUCAUAAUGAGUUCGUUUUCAUUAUUAAUCAUUAAAAUGAUGUUGUAUUAUGUUUCAUAAUAAAACACAACAUAGUAUUAGUAAUAUAAUACAAUGCCCAUACCUUGGGGAAUCUAAUACAACUAAUACAAGAUGCAUUAGUCUUUCAUUCUUAGGCCAAAUAUUUUGCAUAUUUAAUUUCAUUAUCCAGAAGAAAUAUCAUGAUCACAAAAAAAUAAACCAUUAGAAAUAUAAAGUAUCAUCAUCACAAAAAAAUAUGCAAAAUACGUGGCCUAGCAUAUAUACAUAUAUAUAUUAUAUACGUUGAUGGUAGACUGUACAAACAGUGCGAUGUUAGUCCAUAUGUCGUGUCCCAUGUGCGCAGCUGUAUUCAUAUAGGCGAAUGUGUUCGUUGUAUUUUGUAUAUCAUGUGUAUAUAAGAUUAAUGAGUCGCCUAUAAUUAAGAUAAAAAAUAUGUAAUUGUUUAUAUAUCAGAUAAAAAUAGAAAUAUAUUUGUCCAUAUGUGUGUGUGUAUUGACGUACUACAUAGACUGUAACUUAAGACGAUGGUGUGCACUCGCUUCUUUUCGUUAUAUCAGUUAUAGACUCUAUACAAAGUAAAAAAAGAAACAAAGCCAUGACAAAAUAGCACGUAGGCUAGAUAUCUAGGCUUUGUGACAGGAAGACACAUUAAUUUAUGAUAUAAUUUAACACAAGUAUUUAUAUACAAGUUGGUGAUAAUUGAACUUUAAAAAUUAUCAAAUUGAUGAAGAAUUGUUAAUAAAACAGUGAUUAAAAUUCAAAAUCAAUUACAAAUGUAUACGAAACCAAAUAUGAAUUUGGUAAAAUUUCAAAUUAAGCAAUUUAAACAUACUAUAAGUGAAUCGUUCCUAUUUACUAAAAUUUCUCUUAUUUUGACAGAUACUCUGAAAGUAAAUGUAUCAGUGUGACAAUAAGGUCCUAUCUUACUGAUAUGUACAACUGGAAAAGAUGUUACAAUUUAUAGAAUAUAAUGAGAUAUAUCAGAAAUGAGUCAUUCCGUCAUUUUGAUCAAAUCAUCUACAUCUAUAUUAGUCAUAUAAGUGGAUAGUUAUCAGCGCGCCAAAACAUGUCAUACACCUAGACAUAAAUAAUUUAUAUCACUACAACACUUGUCUGAUCUAAAAGAUACGACAGAAAUGUGUUCAUAGUAUAAUGAGUUCCGAUGUGUGAAUUACACAUGGAUUACAACCAUGUAUGUUAUUUAUUUCAGAAACUUUGGAAAUUAUUGAUGGGUGUAUCAUAAUAAAACAGUUGGAUACUAUAUAAGUAAUAGAUUGAAAAAAAUAAUCUCACAUCUCAACUGAAGUUGAAUAUGGUCAUUACGUUACAUCGUUAUCAAAUUCACACCCAAUUUUAUUGGAUGAAAAUACUUCUUACUUUUAAUGUUGGUAUGGUAAGGAUACUGCGAUACAUAACACUAGUAUGAUACAUCAUAUAUCAAAUACUUCUAUUAUCAAAACAUUUGUAUAAUCAUCAUUUAGACUGUGUUAUGCCAAAGUGAUUAUAAUAGUACGUUUGCAUUACGAAGUCGUAGUAGAAGUACAUUAGGAUUAGGAUAUCACGUGAGAUAACGAAUAUAGGUGUCGCUUUAUAUUUACCCCUUCGUGCUAUGCAUGUAACCGUCAGUCUGUGAUAAAGGUAUCAACAGGGCAUUCAUAUACAUGGUCAUGUUACCUUGCUACAAAAACGGAUAUCGCUUAACUUCAGUACUUAAUAAACGAAUAUCGCUAACUACGAUACUUUCACGAUGGUCUCCCUACCAAAGGAAAUUCUUGUUUUAGUGUUUGACUUAGAAGAAGAUGAAGAUAAGUAAAAUGAUGUUCAUAUGUUUUCUUAACUGAAGGAACACGAAGUCGGGGGAUUUACGAUCACAUGAUAGGUGAGGAUCGGUAUUUUAAUUAGAUUGCUUUCCAAGAAGUUUGUUUGCGUAGUGAGAUAAAAGUGAAUAAAAGCAAAAUUACACAAACUUUCCAAAGAUCAAAUACUAUUCAAAAUAUUUUGAAUAUCGGAAUAUUCCAAAUACAAUAUAGUGGUGCGUCACCUUUUUUAUUCAAACGAAACGUUUUACAAUAUUUCGAACAAUGUGGUAACACCGUCAACGAACCAAACCUGUGUUGACUAAUUAAAUCCUAACUUUCUGAUCCAAAGAUUUCUAAAUGACCACUUGUUUAGGAUCUCUACACUAGAGACUGCGGCUUAUCGUGUACAUAUGUAGGUCAGCUCUUGCAUUAUUUACUGAAGUGCGACUAGACGAGGUGUUAUUGUAUUAAUGUCCGUGAGUUUGUGGUGAGAAAUAUGACGUCACCACUGACUAGAGGACACUGUAUACCUAGCUGUAGCAGUAACUGUGUGUCACUACACACUGGAUCUCAGGUCUGUGUUACGUGUAUAUAGGAUACAGUAGCGAACAUGUGUCAUAUGCAAAGGUGAAACAAAUAUUGCUUCAAAUCAAUGAAAUAUCAGUGAUUGUCAUAAUAUUGAUUCAGAGAAAUAAAGUGAGAUGAUCAUA
Molecule: messenger RNA, 7308 nt
Organism: Pecten maximus
Lineage: Eukaryota; Metazoa; Mollusca; Bivalvia; Pectinida; Pectinidae
Product: potassium/sodium hyperpolarization-activated cyclic nucleotide-gated channel 3-like
Exons: 10
Coding region: 327-3497 (1056 amino acids)
Biological process (GO): monoatomic ion transport; transmembrane transport
Cellular component (GO): membrane
Molecular function (GO): monoatomic ion channel activity
Source: RefSeq, a predicted model, not a curated record